Molecule: messenger RNA, 1075 nt
Organism: Apaloderma vittatum (bar-tailed trogon)
Lineage: Eukaryota; Metazoa; Chordata; Aves; Trogoniformes; Trogonidae
Gene: MBOAT1
Product: membrane bound O-acyltransferase domain containing 1
Exons: 9
Biological process (GO): lipid modification
Cellular component (GO): membrane
Molecular function (GO): acyltransferase activity
Source: RefSeq, a predicted model, not a curated record
UCCGCUGAUGAUAAUUACACAGAAGAUCACGACACUUGCAUGCCAGUUACAUGAUGGAAUAGGGCGGCAAGCUGAGGAACUCACCGCGGAGCAAAAUCGGCUUGCUGUGAAGACGAGACCUUCUUUAUUGGAGUAUUUAAGCUAUCUCCUCAAUUUUAUGAGCAUCAUAGCUGGGCCUUGCAGCAAUUACAAGGAUUAUAUAGCCUUCAUUGAAGGGAGGCAUGUGCACAUGAAACUAUUAGAAGUGAACUGGAAGCAGAAGGGUUAUGACAGACUUCCUGAUCCUUCUCCAACUGGAGCAGUGAUGUACAAGCUGUGUAUCACACUAGUAUCUCUCAUUUUAUUCUUGACUCUUACCAAGAACUUUCCCAUGGCAUAUAUUAUUGAUAAUGAAUUUCUUGAUAAAACACCUUUCUUGUCAAGACUUGGUUACCUGUACGUUGUAACGCAGGCAGCAAAACCAAAGUAUUACUUUGCAUGGACGUUAGCAGAUGCAGUCAACAACGCAGCGGGCUAUGGAUUCAGUGGAGUUGACGAGAGGGGUGCCUUCCGCUGGGACCUCUUGUCCAAUUUAAAUAUCUGGAAUAUUGAGACUGCAACAAGUUUUAAAAUGUACAUUGAAAACUGGAACAUUCAGACAGCUGCCUGGCUGAAACGCGUUUGCUAUGACAGAGCUCCCUGGUACCCUACAGCUUUAACAUUUAUCCUGUCGGCCCUGUGGCACGGUAUCUAUCCGGGAUAUUAUUUUACGUUUCUGACUGGAAUCCUUAUCACACUCGCAGCCAGAGCAAUAAGAAACAAUUGCAGACGUUACUUCCUCUCCUCAGUGCCUCUCAAGAUAGCGUAUGACGUUGUCACCUGGCUUGUCACUCAACUGGCCGUCUGCUAUACUGUUGCCCCCUUCGUUAUGCUGGCUGUUGAGCCCACAAUUAAGUUUUACAAGUCUAUGUAUUUCCACAUGCACAUUCUCAGCAUCCUGGUGUUGCUCGUGUUACCAGUCAGAUCUCAAGCCCACUCCAUAAGAAAGCCUCAGAAUCAGGCUGUGCAGAACUCUGUUAAAAGCAAAGACAAAUGA